Messenger RNA from Panicum hallii, 2171 nucleotides. Its product is annotated as cysteine-rich receptor-like protein kinase 6. Gene Ontology annotation, molecular function: ATP binding; protein kinase activity. Lineage: Eukaryota; Viridiplantae; Streptophyta; Magnoliopsida; Poales; Poaceae. Gene Ontology annotation, biological process: protein phosphorylation. Bases 1 to 2001 code for a protein of 666 amino acids. The transcript has 7 exons. The record is from RefSeq and is a predicted model, not a curated record.
AUGUCGGCUUCCGUCGUCCAUCGUCACUUCCUCCUCCUCGCCGUCGCCCUGGUUGCCUUGGCGAUGACGCUGUUGCUGCCGGCCGGCGCGGAGGACACCAUCCUGGGCCACAAGUGCGGCAUGCCUGCGGCGGGCAACGCGAGCAGCGACGCCUACAGGUCCAACCUCAACGCGCUGGCCGCCAUCCUCGUCGCGGGCGCGAGGGCCAACGGCUCGGCCGUCGGCGCGGUCGGCGCGCCGCCCGACGCCGCCUACGGCGUCGCGCUCUGCCGCGGGGACUUCACGGGCGACGCCUGCGCCCGGGGGCUCGGCGACGCCCUGCGCAGCGCCGUCAACGACUCCGAGAGCGCCUUCGGCUGCGGCCGGCAGGUCAGGGACGUGACGCUCUUCUACGACCGGUACCAGCUGCGGCUAUCCGGCGUCGACUUCCUCUCCGGCGACGAGCCGCGGUGGGCGGGGAACAAUACCAACUUCGUGGCGCCCGCCGACGCCGCGCAGCGGUUCGACGGGCUCGUCAAGGAGCUGGUGACCACCAUCGCCGCCAUCGCCGCGGAGAGGCCGGACAGGUACGCGACGGGGCGGUCGCGGUUCGAGGAGCAGCGCCUGACGCUGUACGGGCUGGUCCAGUGCACCGUGGACAUGUCGCCGGAGCGGUGCCGGGCGUGCCUCGACGGCCUCAUCUCGGCGUUCCCGGCGACGUUUCGUCCCAGUGGGCAACAUGGCGGCCGAAUCCUGGUGCCGCGCUGCACGGUGCGCUACGAGACAGACGACACGUUCUUCAACACAGCCAACCUGUCAGUCGACCUGCACAAGCCCAAACCGAGCAAAUCUUGGCUCUGGGCGACCAUAGCGGUUGUCUCCGUAUUGGUGUUGGCUGCUAGUUUUCUUCUCCAUAGAUGGAGAAAAAUACGAAGGAAAAGAGAACUUGCUCGGUUGGAGCUAAGAAGGUUGUCGCUUGCUGUGAAAAGUGUGAUCAAUCUAUGGAGAAUGGAAGAAGGCAACUCCGGGUUUUCGCUCUACGACCUUUCUCAGAUGAAAGGUGCUACAAAUGGGUUUUCCAUUGAAAACAAACUUGGCCAAGGUGGUUUUGGUGCUGUAUAUAAGGGCCUGUUGCCUGAUGGGCUUGAAAUUGCAGUGAAAAGACUUGGUCCCCGUUCUUUACAAGGUUUGCUAGAGUUCAAGAAUGAGAUCCAGCUCAUUGCAAAGCUUCAGCACAGGAGUCUAGUCAGGCUGUUGGGCUGCUGUAUUGAAGGGGAGCACGAGAAGAUUCUGGUCUACGAGUACAUGCCAAACAAAAGCCUAGACCUCAUCAUCUUCGACAGUAAAAAAGGAGUGUCACUAGACUGGCCUAAACGUCUGAAUAUAAUCAAUGGUAUAUCUCAGGGGCUUCUCUACCUCCACGUACAUUCACGCCUCUGCGUGGUCCACAGGGAUCUCAAAGCCACCAACAUUCUCUUGGACAGCGAGAUGAACCCCAAAAUUUCAGAUUUUGGGAUGGCUAGGAUAUUCAGCUCCAGCGUGGCCGAGUCAAACACCACUAGAAUUGUAGGCACACAUGGCUACAUAGCUCCAGAGUAUGCCUCGGAUGGAGUUUGCUCUGUCAAAUCUGACGUCUUCAGCUUCGGCGUCCUGCUCCUGGAGAUCAUAAGCGGGACGAUGACCACUGGGUCCUACAGAUACGAUGGCAAAUUGUACAAGCUCAUCGCAUAUGCUUGGCUGCUCUGGAAAGCCGGGCAAUGGCAGGAGCUGGUCGAUCGCUGUUUAAUAGGGAAUCAGGAAUACCACUUCACGAUGGAGAGAUACGUUCAUGUGGCCCUUCUCUGCGUUCAGGAGAGCGCGGACGACCGCCCCGCCAUGGAUGAGGUCGUGAAGAUGCUGAGCAGCGGCGAGGGCGCGGUCCUCCCGGAGCCGAAGCGGCCGGCGUACUUCAACGUGCGCCCCGUGGGCACGGAGAUGUCCGCAUCCUGCGACAUGAGCAUUAGCAUAACCUUGUCGAGAUAGCAGUUGCUGUCAUGUUACCACUUACCUCUGCAGUGUUUGUAUGUAUAGCCCAUAUGUUGUAGUAGCAUACUGACAUCCAACGUGGUGAUCUGUAUGUAGUCUGUUCAUAUGUUCCCUCAUGUAUAACAUACGAUCCUGUACCUAUUGCAGUUGCAGUUCAGGAAUUGUGC